AUGAAGGUCCGUGCAACCCAACAAGAACUGGAGGAACAUGCGGCGGCGGUCCGCCGGGGUGCUAUGGAGGGCACAGUCGUCAGUGGUGGCGCCGCUGUGGCAGCUUCCUAUUACCUGCAUCGCAACGUAGAAACUUACCGACGCCUGCCGCUCUCUCUCAAAGCACUCGGCAUCAUUAUCAUUGUCGCGCCCUGCCUUUCUAUCCAAGCUGAACGCCGUGGUCUCGAGUACGAGAGAUCCCAAUGGGAGGGCGAAGGAGUGCGUAUCCUCGAUGAAAAACAGUUGCGGGAUGAGAAAAGAUGGCAAUCGCUUACGCUCACAGACAAAGUGGGCGAUUGGGCUGCACGACACGAGUAUAGCAUCAUCCUUGGUGGAUGGGCUGCCAGUUUAGGUCUUGCUGGUGCUAUCAUCUCGCGCAACAAAUAUCAAACCUACCCUCAGAAGAUUGUUCAGGCCCGUAUGUGGGCCCAAGGCUUGACAAUCGGACUCGUCAUUGCUGCUGGGGCUCUGACUCAGAGCAAGCGUGCUGAAACCGCAAGAGAGCAAACCCAUGAUCACUCUUGGAAAGAUUUGUUGGACCAGCAGGAACGAGACAGACAAUUGGAAGAGGCUGCCAUGAAGAGAGCAUCUCUUCCCCAGCCUUCCGCAUGA
Messenger RNA from Laccaria bicolor S238N-H82, 651 nucleotides. RefSeq lists its product as uncharacterized. The transcript is spliced from 7 exons. Gene Ontology annotation, biological process: mitochondrial respiratory chain complex IV assembly. The record is from RefSeq and is a predicted model, not a curated record. NCBI's taxonomy places the organism in Eukaryota, Fungi, Basidiomycota, Agaricomycetes, Agaricales, Hydnangiaceae. The coding region runs from base 1 to 651 and encodes 216 amino acids. Gene Ontology annotation, cellular component: mitochondrial inner membrane.